AUGGCAUCUGAAUCCUCUAGCAUCUCUUCCACUUCACGAGAUCGAGGUGAUUCUACCCACUCAAAAAAAGUGACGAACAUGAAGGAGAUUGAGCAGAUUCAAUCCUCAAACUCAAAACCCGACAAACCUAUUGAUUUUAUGAAGCUAUCAAAAGAAGAUUCAGUUCCCGUGUCAAAGGUGAAAGAGCACAAUUUUUUUGGCCCUAUUCGAAUUGGUUCAUCGUCUUGUUUUCCUACCGACAACAAUCAAGGAAAAGAUGAGAACAUCAAUGAAGAGAAGAAUUCAGAUUCAAGAUCCUUUUCAUGCUCCUUUUGUAAGAGGCAAUUUUCUACUUCUCAAGCGUUGGGAGGACACCAGAACGCUCAUAAGGCGGAACGUACUUUAGAAAAGCAACGGAAACAAAGGUAUGAUGAUGGUGUUUUAGGUUUAGGGCAAUCUUACUUUAACUCUACUCUUUUUCGACCUUAUGAUUAUAGGUCAAUCGGGAUUAGAACCGAGUCAAUGAUUCAAAAACCACAUUAUUUUAGCCCUAAGAUUACCCCACACAGUUUUGGGUACAGCCAUAGUGCUUUGUUGCAAGAUAUCUUAAAUCCUUCUCUCGUGUCAUUGAGAAAUAUGGGGGGUAGUAAUAGAGGGUUUGGAAACCUAGGUAUUGGCGGUGCAACUACUUCAAGAAUCGAAGAUGGUACAAAUAAUAAUAAAAUUGGUGCUAUUUUAAAAUUGGGAGAUUCUUCUACAAAUAUUGCUACAAGUUCAAACUCAAACAUGGAAAAGCAAAUUAUUGUGCUUCCCACUUCUCCCAAAGAUGGUAUUCAUGAUCUAUCAAAGUCUAACAAUGAAGAAGAACCUUCCGAUUCUGGAUCAUCUGAGCUAGAUUUAUCACUCAAGCUUUAA
This is a messenger RNA of Medicago truncatula (barrel medic), 894 nucleotides long. Its product is annotated as zinc finger protein 1. The transcript has a single exon. NCBI's taxonomy places the organism in Eukaryota, Viridiplantae, Streptophyta, Magnoliopsida, Fabales, Fabaceae. The coding region runs from base 1 to 894 and encodes 297 amino acids. Gene Ontology annotation, biological process: negative regulation of abscisic acid-activated signaling pathway. The record is from RefSeq and is a predicted model, not a curated record.